This is a messenger RNA of Angiostrongylus costaricensis, 678 nucleotides long. Lineage: Eukaryota; Metazoa; Nematoda; Chromadorea; Rhabditida; Metastrongylidae. The record is from the annotation of a GenBank genome assembly.
AUGGUUGAGAACAAUCCAGUGAAAAUGUAUGCUCAAGGUUUGAAGCGAAUUUUGACCACAUACGAAAAAGUUCUGAAUCAUGCUGAAGAUCAGAUUAUUUACCUGAUGUGGCAACGUCAUCCGACAAUGACAUCAUUCAGCAUCGUUAUUGGCAUGCUGAAAGUGGGCAGAAAACAUUUGUAUCUGUUAGAUGAAAACCAAAGAAAAUUCGAAGAAGAACCAUUAUGUAUCCUUGACUUUUAUGUGCAUAGUUCAGUCCAGCGAAGAGGAAAUGGACAUCAACUGUUCGAUUAUAUGCUUAAGCAAGAAUCAAUAUCUGCUACUUCAAUAGCGAUUGAUCGACCGUCAGAUGCGUUUUUACAAUUUUUGACGAAGUUCUACGAUUUAAAGAAGCCAGUAUGGCAGUCUACAAAUUUCGUCGUUUUUCCUGAAUUUUUUGAAGGGAAAGUGCCAGCGGAACGCAAUGAUAAGAGUGGAGGUGGAUGUUAUAGCGAUAAACUUGGCUCAAUGACGAACAGGCCGUAUGUUGAGAGAACACCGCAGAAAUCGACCGGUAAGGAUUCAGUUGCUGUACUUCUUCACGGGAAUGCCACAGCAGAACUGCGACGAGUCGCUGCUCCGGAUACUCCUUUGGAUCGGAAGAAUAGGCGUGAUUUCGGACAUCAAAGUAUUUGGUAG